Molecule: messenger RNA, 2088 nt
Organism: Acomys russatus (golden spiny mouse)
Lineage: Eukaryota; Metazoa; Chordata; Mammalia; Rodentia; Muridae
Gene: Cab39
Product: calcium binding protein 39
Exons: 9
Coding region: 190-1215 (341 amino acids)
Biological process (GO): intracellular signal transduction
Molecular function (GO): protein serine/threonine kinase activator activity
Source: RefSeq, a predicted model, not a curated record
CCGGUGCAGCUGCGGGCGGAGGACAACGGAGGGCCGGAGCGUCCGAGCCGCGCCGCGAGGACCGAGCGAGCAGCCCGAGGCGGCGGCGGCAGAGGACGGGGACGGCGACGACGCGGAGAGGGAGCUCCCUGGCUCGGCCCAGCCUAGUCAAGCAGGUAGAGUGCAGUGGAAGCCUCUGGUGCUGCCGUCAUGCCGUUCCCGUUUGGCAAGUCUCACAAAUCUCCAGCUGAUAUAGUGAAGAACUUGAAGGAGAGCAUGGCUGUUUUGGAAAAGCAGGACAUUUCUGACAAAAAAGCAGAAAAGGCUACAGAAGAAGUCUCCAAAAAUUUGGUUGCCAUGAAAGAAAUUCUGUACGGCACAAAUGAGAAGGAGCCUCAGACAGAAGCGGUCGCUCAGCUGGCUCAGGAGCUGUACAAUAGUGGGCUCCUCAGCACCCUGGUAGCUGACUUACAGCUCAUUGACUUUGAGGGCAAAAAAGACGUGGCUCAAAUUUUCAACAAUAUUCUCAGAAGACAGAUUGGUACAAGAACUCCUACUGUUGAAUACAUCUGCACCCAACAGAGUAUUUUGUUCAUGUUAUUGAAAGGGUAUGAAUCUCCAGAAAUAGCUCUUAAUUGUGGGAUAAUGUUAAGAGAAUGCAUCAGACAUGAACCGCUUGCAAAGAUCAUUUUGUGGUCGGAACAGUUUUAUGAUUUCUUCAGAUAUGUUGAAAUGUCAACAUUUGACAUAGCUUCAGAUGCAUUUGCUACGUUCAAGGAUUUACUUACAAGACAUAAAUUGCUCAGUGCAGAAUUUUUGGAGCAGCAUUAUGAUAGAUUUUUCAGUGAAUAUGAGAAGCUACUCCAUUCAGAAAAUUAUGUGACAAAGAGACAGUCACUGAAGCUUCUCGGUGAGCUACUGUUAGACAGACACAACUUCACCAUUAUGACGAAAUACAUCAGUAAACCUGAGAACCUCAAGUUAAUGAUGAACCUUCUCCGAGACAAGAGCCGGAACAUCCAAUUUGAGGCCUUUCACGUGUUCAAGGUAUUUGUGGCCAACCCCAACAAGACGCAGCCCAUCUUAGACAUCCUCCUCAAGAACCAAACCAAACUCAUCGAGUUCCUCAGCAAGUUCCAGAACGACAGGACCGAGGACGAGCAGUUCAAUGACGAGAAGACCUAUUUAGUCAAACAGAUCAGGGAUUUGAAGAGACCAGCUCAGCAGGAAGCCUGAUCUCCAGCAACCCUGCGCCAGCCCAUCCAACUUCAGCACGUGCUGUUAGCUCCUCAGCAUCAGGCACUCGUGUCGGCUCAUGAGGAACAUUACUGCUAAUCUGCUGUUAAGUGAACGGUUUUUCUUUUUGCCUUUUUGUUUUUCAGUCCAGGUUGGAGAACGUAGCUGCUGCUGCUUGCACAUUAGAGCGCACGUGGUCUUUCCCUUGAUCUCUGUGUCAUUUCAGAACUCACAGACGCCAUUUGCUACAAGAGUUCUGAACGUGGCUAGGUCCAUGAAGGCAAAUGUACGAUGAAAGUGGUCUAGGGAAAAGACAUUGGUGACAUCAGCUGACAUCUAUACAUCGGCACUGCUCUUUGCAGCUCUGUGCAGAAUUGCAUGGGCACACCUGGCAUCCCAGUGCCAGAUCAUCCACCUUCGCUGAAGGAAGAUGGCGCAUACAGGGAUCUGUUGGAGUCAGAGGGGAACUGUAUCCAGUGUGAGCUUUGGGGAGGAUAAAGUUGAUGUGCAAAUAAAUUGAUACUGAAACUUAGCAAUUUCUCAAGUGUGGAGCUUCAUAAGGUCAUAAGGAAAGUGUAUAUAUGCUUUUCACAGCUUUCUAGGACUUUUUGACAUUUGAUUUUUCUUGAAACUUGUAAACCUGAAUAUGUUGAAGGGCGUUUGUUAAUUUUGCUUUUGAAGGUGUUUUAAACAGUAGAGCAGCAGCAACACCUUACGUUUCAUUUCAACACUGCUUACAGGUUUCUUUUGUAUAUAAUUCUUAGAAUGCUCGUUUCUUUUCAAUCGUUUAAUUUGUACAGCAGAGGAAUGUUAUUGUAGCAGUAUGUAACUAUUACCUGAGUUUUGCAAAAAAAAAAAAAAAAAGAAGAAGAA